AUGGAGCUGUUUUGCCUCUUCUCCCCAGCUUUACUUUUGAUAUUUUCUUUGAAAUACUCAGCUGCAGCCCCGGCUCUUUUCGCAUUGCCAAAAGCGUCUAACUGGAGUGAUUUCUACAUUGCCCAGGAAUACCUUGACAAAUAUUACACACCAAAAGGAAGACAUCAAGUUGGAGAAAUGAUCAGUGGCACCAAUUCCAUGGCGAAGAAAGUCCAGCAGAUGCAAGCUUUCUUUGGCUUACAGGUCACUGGGAAGUUGGACCACAGCACUAUGGAUAUAAUAAAGAAGCCUCGAUGUGGAGUCCCGGAUGUAGAAAACUAUCGACUUUUCCCUGGGCAACCUAAGUGGAAGAAAAGGACACUGACAUACAGAAUAAAAAAAUACACCGCUAGCCUAACGCAGGCAGAAGUUGAGAAGGCUGUGGAGAUGGGUCUGAGAACAUGGAGUGCUGGCCCCUUGAGCUUCAUCAGAGCAAAAACAGGAGAAGCAGACAUCAUGAUAUCAUUUGAAAAUGGAGACCACGGGGACUCCUACCCAUUUGAUGGGCCGCGAGGGACCUUAGCCCAUGCUUUUGCACCCGGGGAAGGACUGGGUGGAGACACUCAUUUUGACAACGCAGAGAAAUGGACAAUGGGGAUGAAUGGAUUCAACUUAUUCACUGUGGCUGCUCAUGAAUUUGGUCAUGCACUGGGCCUGGCCCAUUCUACGGAUCCAUCUUCUUUGAUGUAUCCAACCUACAAAUAUCAGCACCCCUUUGGUUUCCGACUCCCAAAAGAUGAUGUGAAAGGGAUUCAGGCAUUAUAUGGGCCAAGGGAAUUUGGAUCCCGAAAACCACAGGUUUCACGUCAGCCUUUUUCCAAACCACCAACCCCAUACAAUCCAGAUCAUUGUGACUCCAAAUUUUCAUUUGAUGCUGUAACGAUGCUGGGGAAAGAGUUACUUUUCUUCAAAGACAGGUACUUCUGGAGAAGGCAGGCUCAACUCACAAGCCAUGUGCAACCACUCAGCAUUACCAGCUCUUUCCCUCAGCUCAUGUCCAAUGUGGAUGCAGCCUACGAAAUAGCUGAGAGAAGCAUUGCUUUUUUUUCAAGGGUCGGUCCUCAUUAUUGGACAACUCACGGUUUCCACAUGCAGGGCCCUCCUCGGUCUAUUGCAGAUUUUGGAUUUUCUAGAAAUGUGCAACACAUAGAUGCAGCUGUCUACCUGAGAGAUGAAAAGAAGACCCUCUUCUUUGUAGAAGACGAAUUUUACAGCUAUGAUGAAACAAAGCGGAAGAUGGACAAAGACUUCCCAAAGGCCAUUGAGGAUGAAUUUUCAGGAAUUAAUGGUCGAAUAGAUGCUGCGGUAGAAGUUAAUGGUUUCAUUUACUUCUUUUCAGGCCCCAAAGCUUAAUAUGACAGAGAAAAGGAAGAUGUGGUUAACGUUGUGAAAUCCAGCUCUUGGGUGGGCUGCUGA
Thamnophis elegans (Western terrestrial garter snake) is the source of this 1455-nucleotide messenger RNA. It is a transcript of the gene MMP20, whose product is annotated as matrix metallopeptidase 20. Gene Ontology annotation, cellular component: extracellular matrix. The record is from RefSeq and is a predicted model, not a curated record. Gene Ontology annotation, molecular function: metalloendopeptidase activity; zinc ion binding. Lineage: Eukaryota; Metazoa; Chordata; Lepidosauria; Squamata; Natricidae. Gene Ontology annotation, biological process: collagen catabolic process; amelogenesis; extracellular matrix organization.